CCUAACCGCAGCUCCUCCACGGAACCCUGUUCAGAGCACCAUUGAAGAGCCCCGACCGCAACUCCGCCGCAGAGCCCACACCACUGGGGCAUCCCGAGCAUUGCUCUGCGCACAGUUCACAGGAGAGACUUUGGAGCGCAACACACCCACGAACCCCAGACCCCCAGUUCUAUUGCAAAGUCUUGGAGCGUCGCUUAGAUUAAAAAAAACACACUUCAAGCUCCGCCGCAGAGCCCGGAGCGAUAAAGUACGCACUCCCACGAAACCCUUUGCCACGGAGCUGGGGCGCUGCUCUCUGAUAGUCACACUGCACCAAAGAAUCCACUCUGGAAUUCCUCAGCACUGCUCUGCGUAUUUCAAAAUCAUUCGACACUCGUCCGGCACAAACCACAUUUCCGGCACUGGGACACCACUCGACCGAACGAACGCCUGAUCGCAGGUCCAGUGCGAAUCUGAGCUGUUUCAUUUCUGACCAGGUAUUAGCGAAGUCGUUCGCUCCGGGAUAAAGCUCACUCAGCACUGCGGACCACCGGGCACCGCCGGAGCUUCAGCACAGCAUGGAAACAAGCAGGAAGCAUCACUUCACCCCAACACUCCAUGUACUAGCCUUCCUUCUCAAUAUCCUUCAGGGGGUCGGUGCGGAACAGGAGACCGAGAAUCUUUCGGGUCUUUCCACUGAUCCCUAUAAAGAUAUUUUUGUGGUUCGGGAAAAUGGAACAACGUGUCUGAUGGCGGAGUUUGCAGCAAAAUUUAUUGUCGCCUACGAUGCACGGGCCAGUAACUAUGUAGAUCUCAUUACAGAACAAGCUGAUAUUUCAAUUCCACGAAGUGCAGAAGUUAGAGGAAGAUGUGGGAGCAACGAAUCCGAACUGCAGAUUUCCUGGGCUGAUGGCACAUACAGUUUUAAACUCCACUUUGUGCAGGAGACCCGCAAUAUAUCCACAAGGCAAGAACACUUCUGGAAAGUCAGUAAGAUUCAGUUCGUGUAUGAUUUAUCUGAAUCCAGCCACUUUAAAGAUGCAGCCAACCCUGGGAAGCACGCAGCCACUUCACGACACCUUUCUCUGUUCGUGACUCCGCUUGGUAAAUCAUACAAGUGCGAGGCCCAGGAAACAAUUUCCCUCUUCUCCAGUGAUCACCAGAAAGUCGUUGCCGUUCUCCUAUCUCAAAUUCAUAUCCAGCCUUUCGGUCUCAAGCGGGACUUCAUAUUCAGCGAAGCCUCUGCCUGUGUUGUGGACCAACAGGAACAGUUAGAGGAGACUCUCCCCCUUAUACUGGGGCUGACACUGGGCCUCGUCAUCGUGGUGAUUUUGUCGGUUUAUCAUAUUCACCAUAAACUUACGGCUACCAGCCAAAUUCAAAUACCCAGAGACAGAUCCGAGUACAAACACAUGUAAAGAGGUCCGAUCGAGUUGAACCGAACCUCCCAGCGAAUAGCACGGCAGCUGCUGCACAGUAAUGUUAAGCAACAAAGAAUUAUUUCAGAGAAUACUUUUUUCAAACUUCCGGGGAACGCGAACAUACAAAUAAACGCGCGGCAUCUUACUGUAUAUAUUGAGGCGCGCUUCUUUAAAUAGUGAUAGCACAAUAUCUGCUUCAGACCCAGAAUCCCCAGCAACUCCAUCACAGUACAUAACAAAUGCAAAAUAUCAACAAAACCAUUAAAAGUAACGCAAGAUUAGUAAUCUAAUUUUAGUGUAAGUAGUACUAACUAGUGCAAGGAACCUCUCAUUGCUCCAAUUGUUUAGAAACGGCGGCAUUCAUUCACACGCUAUUUGCUUAACGUAGAUGGCCCAAGCAUUCCUACAUCGAACGAUAAUUUAAUAUUUUGGUACUUGCAUAUCUUAUCAUUAUUCUUUCAAACAAAACCAUAAGAAAACAUGAGAGAAAAAAAUUAGUUCAGUUUUAUGAUCUUGAACGCAAGUCUGCUCUUGAAAUGAACUAAAACCGUUUGAUUUAACUUUGAUACACACGGCUUCUUGGCUUCACGGAGUAAUUUUGCUUUUUCCAAUUUGGGAAGCAGUUUGCUUGAGCUUUGAUAAAUAUCUACAUUUAUUCCAAGCAUACGUGAGAUAUUGUUGAGGACCAAAAGAGCGGCCAGGUUUCCCUUAAGUGUACGUUAGUUGAAGGGACUGAAGACGUCAUUUUGUGUUCAUGUAUCUCUGGGAAUUAUGCAGAACAAAUCCCCAGUGUGAGCAGUGAAUCAAUCCGUCAACACGUUCUACAAACGUUGAACUGAUAUUAAAAGCUCUCCUUAAUUUGGAUUCAGUUUAACUAAGUGCAACAACUGCGAGAAACAGUUCGACUUGCCCACCUGAUUCAGUAUUUUCCUCCAUCUCAGUAUCAAAAUUGCGGAUGUUUGUGUUCUACCAACUUUUUCUUAUGUUUCAGUAAAACUAGGACUUAGAGAGGCGCAAUCCUCGAAGCUUGUUCCAACUUUCAAUUAAGAUCAGAAAUUACUCUGUGACUUUCCAAUUAGAUGCCUUAACCAUCUGCAGACCAAAAUGCAUCUAUUUCACCCUUGAAUAUAUUAAAGGUCUAGGGCUCAAACUUUCUAGAGUGGAGAUUUCAAAGAUUCACAAUCCUCGUGAGAAAUACCACCCCACCCCCAUCACUCCUUUAAGUGAACAAUUGCUAAGUGGUUUAUUAUUGAUACCUACUGACAUACAAUGAAAAGCUUGAUUUACCAUCCAAAUAGAUAAUUCCAAACAUCAGGUUAGCACAAGAGGAAAAGCAGUAACAGAAUGCAGAAUAAGUGCAGUGCAGGUAGACAACUGAGAUGCAAGGCCCAUGACAAGGUAGAUGCAGAGAUCAGUAGUUUAUUUUCAAUUGACAAAGUAUCUAUUCAGAAGUCUCAUAACAACAGUCAGAAACUAUCCUUAAUCCCUCAUUCUGAAACAAUGUCUCCUAGUUUUGGAUUCCUCCAUGUGGGAAGGUGGAUUCUCAGAAUCAUACAUUUCAAUAAAAUUUCCUCCCAUUCUUUUCCAAUUUAGUGAGAAUGAUUCUGCAUUACUCAUCAUUUCCUCAUAAAUCAAUUCCUUCAUCCCAGACAUCAACCCAGUGAACCUUCUUUGAAUCACCUCUGAACAAAUAUAUCCCCGCUUAAAUAUUUUUUUAAAAAAAGGUAUUUGAUUCUGAAGAAUGUUUUUGAUCCUAUCAAUAGUAUAGGGGAAUAUCUGAAAUUCAGUAAAUCUACCCUGCAAAAGGGAUAUAUUUGUUAUCAUCAAGUGAGGGGGCUAGAGGGGCUGAGUAUUAACUAUAAAAAUAUUAUUCCAAAUACAUUUAUUUAGGAUAAUAUUUCUCAAGCAACACUCAUGGUAUAAUCCAUUUAACAACAGGACAAGGGCAUAAUUUUGUUGGGAAAUUACUCUAAAACUUAAGAGUUAAAUCCAAUAUAGCAAUGCAUGCACCCAGUAUUGUGAUUCUGCCCUUUGAUUUUUAUGAUGAGAUGAAAUUUUCAAAUAAGAUAGCAUUUGACAGUGAAAUUCUUGUUUAAUUUGCUGAUUGUUUUCUGGCAUUCUCUCACUGGAGUUGGACCAGCUUACCACAGUUGAACAGUUUGUGCAGUUCUUCCUUUACAAUGCUUCUGCUUGUAUAAUUUUUGUUUGUGACGUAGUGCUGAUUAUUACCUCCUAGCUAUAUAUCUGUUAUUUCCUAUAAUAUUGCAUUAAUUAAUCCACACUUGUAAAAGAAAGCUAAAACACUUAAUUCAAUUAGAAUGAAAUGUUUGUGAAUAAAAAAUACAAAAAAAUCUUCUGACCAGGGGUGUCAGGAAACAAAAAUUCAUAUUUAUCAGUUUCUUUAUAAUUUUGUUGUAUAAUUAACAAAAGGGCCGAGGUAGAGCAGGCAUGGAGUGGAUGCUUCCUAUAGUAGGGGAGUCGAUGAGUAGAGCGAUCAGUCUCAGAACAGAAGGAGGUCCCUUUAGAACAGAGAUGAGAAGGAAACUCUUUUGCCAGAAAAUUGAGAAUAUAUAGAGUUCAUUGCCAGAUGACUGUGGAGGCCAAGUCAUUGGGUAUAUUUAAUGCAGAGAUUGAUAGGUUCUUGAUUAGUAAGGGUGUCAAGCAUUACGGGGAGAAGACAGGAGAAUGGGUUUAAGAGGUUUAAUAUAUCAGCCACAAUGGAAUAGUGGAAGUUACUCAAUGGGCUAAAUGGCCAAUUCUGCUCUUAUGUCCUGUGGUCUUAUGGAUUAAAGUAAUAAGCUAGACAGUUAAAAACUUGAUGACUAAGAAGAUUGAAAGAGUUUGAGUUCUACAUUGCUUUAUUGCUACAUCAGAAGGAAUCUAUGUCACAGAUUUAUUCAUAUAAACAGAUUUGCACUUUUAUACCCAACUUGUAAUGAACACAAUUGAAGGAUACAAUUAAUGCACAUUUUUGAGAUAUUAACCUCUUUUAAAAAAACAUGGCUACAGGUUGUGAAUUCACUCUAGCUAGUUGAAAAAUCCAGACUGAUAUUUUACCACAGUGUUGAGUGGGCAUGGAACAAUGAAACUAUUAUUAUUUCACUCUCAGAUGGACAUAUCAAUACUUUAAAGAGGAUAAAGGAGCCACUCCUGAUUAUACUGGUUAAAUUUUAUCCUUCAAUCAAGUUAAAUAAAGCAGAUCUUUUUGUCAAUAUCACAUUGGUUUCAAAAUUUAGGCUAGGCACAUUUGCUGCAUUUCCUACAUUACAGCAUGAUAUGGAAAGAGAUUUGAAGCACUGUGGGGUCAUGAAAAGAAUUAUAUUAACCUAAGUUCUUUUUCUCCAUACUUUAAAGUGUCAAAUGUACUUUAACUGUUGUUUUUAUUUCAAUCAUUGUCUUGCUGGCUGUGUUGCCUUUAUGUGGGAAUCUGUCAUUUAGACUACAAUUAUCUGUCUUAACAGAUAAUGUAUAUAUACAUAUAAGAUCAGUGGAAGUUAUUUUAAAUCUGAAAGCACAUAUUUAUAUUUUAAAUUGUGAUUUGUUAUGCAGGAGAAAGAUCGUAUUAACAAAAGAAAAUCAGUGUGUGUGAGCACGUUUGUCACAAUACUAAUGACUAAUAUUAUUUUUAUUACUCAUUUCACUCUGAGUAAAAAGUCAAUAAUA
This is a messenger RNA of Hypanus sabinus (Atlantic stingray), 5063 nucleotides long. It is a transcript of the gene lamp5, whose product is annotated as lysosomal associated membrane protein family member 5. The record is from RefSeq and is a predicted model, not a curated record. Bases 558 to 1397 code for a protein of 279 amino acids. The transcript is spliced from 6 exons. Lineage: Eukaryota; Metazoa; Chordata; Chondrichthyes; Myliobatiformes; Dasyatidae. Gene Ontology annotation, cellular component: membrane.